UGUCUAUACUGUGGUUGAUAAAUAGGUAGUAAAGAGGAAAUGCGAUUGUUUUGCUUAAGAAAUACUAAUAUGUUGAUUAAAAAAUUAGUCAUUGUGUUAAUUAUAUAUUGGUAGUCAUGUAUUUUACUGUCGGUUGGCCAAGGGUGCUUAGCCUCAAUUUUCCCGGAGAGGAGUCUUCAAUUAAUCAUAUUUGCUGUGACGCUGUUAAAAUCUUAGUUGCCGCCAUUGGGGACAAUUUUAUUGGUAUUUGGUAUGCCAAUCCUAUAAUUCCAAUAGCUUUUUACCGUCGCAGUGAAGAAUCCAUAUCUCAAGUUGGGACAAAUAAAGUGAUUACAUGGAAACCUGACUCUCGACAAUUGGCUAUACUUACAAAUUCGGGAGUUAUAAUUCUUUAUCACAUCGAAUUUUACUCUGAAGAAAGUGGCAUUUUAACACAAAUAGAUCCACCAAGUUCAAGUUUGAGGAGAGACUCAGCAGAGCUUUUUAUAAAGGAAAAUGUUCCAAAGCUUAGCUUACGAGAGCAAUGCAAUGUCAAGCUGGAUGCCCCAAUCACAACAAUAUGCUGCGUUAGUCUUACGGAGUUGCUUCUUGCAACAGACCAGUGUGACCUGAUACGUGUUCAAUGGACAGAUUUGAAUGCGGAUAUUGUAGGCGAGAGUGGGGAAAGAGCACUAGCAUUGCAUUCAUCUAUUAACUUGCGAAAUAUUCCAUUUUAUGUAAAUCGAAAUUGUCAUUUAAAAUGUAUCCCACCUAUAGGAGAUAGUUCAUAUGUAUCAGCAUUAGAAUAUUCUCCGUUUAUUGGUGGUUGUGCGGCGAUUUUCAGUGACCAACGCGCAGCAUUUCUGGUAGCGAUGCAUUUACGUUUUGAACCUCAAAAUAUGCAUGGUUUUUGGGUUCCAGAUGUGGAAGACGCCACCGUUUGUUGUGUUAACCACAAGUUCAGACUUCUGGCUUAUGGACGUAAUAAUUCCGAUGUUGCAGUAUAUGCUAUUGAAGACACUACCGGUGGAUUGGAAUUUUCACAUAGAUUAUCUCUAAACUCGAGCGUAAUUCCGGGAUCAUUGGGUCCUGUGUGCGAACUCAAAUGGAGUCCCGAUGGUUGUGUGCUUAUUGUGACAUGGGAGAAAGGAGGAAUUUCAUUAUGGAGCACAUUUGGAGCACUGCUUAUGUCUUCUUUAAAUUGGGAUUUUGGUCUACAUGUUGAUUUGAUGCAUUAUAAUCCGUUGCAAGUAAAAAGGUUUGAAUGGUCGACAGAAGGAUAUCACCUUUUCAUGAUUUGCAAGAAAAAUACACAAGAAUCACUUAAUGUAAACUAUAUACCCGUUUGUGACGUUUUGCAGUUAAAUUUUAUUAAAAGCACCAUGUCAAUGAAUCCUUGCAUGGCAUCACAAUCGCAUAUUCUACUACAAGGCGAUGAUACAUUAUAUAUUAAUCAGGGCGAUAGUCUCGAGAAAAUCUAUUUCGGUUCGAAAUUUACUUUCCCUAAUAACAGCACUGAACCAACACAAAAAGGUUUUAAGCAUAAUGAAAGUAUGGAGGUCAAAAAGUCUGUAGAUAUCUCCAGCAUUCUCUCAGAAAGUAAAUUGUGGAACGUAAUACAGCUUCCUCUAACUUAUGCAGCUAGUAAUUGGCCAAUACGAUAUUCCGCAAUUGACGCUGUAGGUACGCAUUUAGCAGUGGCUGGUCGAACAGGACUAGCUCAUUAUUCCAUGCUGACAAAAAAAUGGAAACUCUUUGGUAAUGAAUCACAAGAAAAAGAUUUCGUUGUAUCAGGCGGCUUGCUUUGGUGGAAGGGUUUUAUUGUAAUGGGAUGCUAUUCCCUGUUGGAUCGUACAGACGAAAUACGAUGCUACGCGGCAGAAUGUAAAUUGGAUAAUGAGUUUGGAAAUAAGAUCAAGGUUCGAGCGCCGGUUAUUUCAUUAAAUAUGUUUAGAGAUCAGUUGAUUGCACUGACUGCUGAUGGCAUAGUUAGCCUAUUUGAGUUAAGAAAGAAUGAUGCUUAUUCUAUUAGUGUCUGUUGCGAAUACGAAGUAGAUGUAAAAAGCAUUUGUAUUCAUCCAGCAUGUAUUGUGUCACUAACUGUUACAAACCUUCGUAAUGAUCUAACAAUGAAAUCGGCGUCUAUUUCAAGUGAUGUAGCCGAGACAAUAAUUGUUAACGUAUGUGGGCGGAUCCUGAUGAUUCAACGCGAUUGUCGCAAUAGUGUUAUAAACUCGUUAAUGGCUUCCUGUCUGGCUUCAUGUGUGGAGUGUUUUUGGCUAUCUAAUGCAUUAGAGAAGAGCCCAAUGUGUGAUUGCUUGUGGUUGUAUUCUGGAUCACAUGGAAUGCGAGUAUGGCUGCCUAUUUUACCUCCAUUAAAUGAGCAAAUACACGAAGCACCGCACCGCAUACACUCAUUCAUGUCAAAGCGGAUCAUGUUGUCGUUUCCUUUAAAAUUGUAUCCUUUGGUUAUUCUUUUUGAUAAUGUAAUUGUAUUGGGUGUAGAAAACGAAACCACAUUGUAUACUAGUGAAGCAAGUUCACAUUUCGCACUUCCUUUCUGUUUGUUGGAACGUAAAUCUCAAGUCUAUUUACAUAAAAUCCUCCGUCAGCUUAUUAAAAGGAAUCUCGGUUACAGUGCAUGGGAGAUUGCGAAAUCUUGCAGGUCUCUGCCAUAUUUUCCACAUUCUCUGGAAUUGCUUCUUCAUGAAGUGCUCGAGGAGGAAGCCUUGAGCAAAGAUCCAAUACCAGAUGCUUUACUACCAAGCAUUCUCGAUUUCAUUCGGGAAUUCCCCGUUUACCUCCAAACAAUUGUUCAAUGUGCCCGUAAAACGGAAAUCGCAUUAUGGCCAUAUUUGUUUUCAGUGGCAGGAAAGCCAAAAGACUUAUUCCAGCAGUGUUUGCAAUCUGAAGAGUUGGAAACAGCCGCUAGUUUUUUAAUAAUUCUUCAGAAUUUGGAACCAUCCAUUAUUAGCAAACAAUAUGCAACAUUGCUGCUGGACAUCGCACUCCAAAAUCGUAAAUGGGAGCUUGCAAAAGAUUUAAUCCGUUUUUUGAAAGCGAUAGAUCCCAAUGAAAUUGAUUCGCCACGUUCUUCUAUGGUUGUAAAUAUGAAGAUAGCUCCACCUUCGCAGAGUCAAUCUCAGGUUAAUCAGAAUGCCGAAGUUUUCAAUUUGAUUUUAGGACCUAUUGCACGGGAGCGCAGUUUUUCAACAACUGUCACUUCCAACUUACCAAAAGAGAAAAAGGAUAAACAAGGAUCAACGCCAAAUCCUCCAAACUUUAAUACAACAGCUUCAACUGGAGCCGUUAAUGAAACAACGACAUCGUCUCUUCCAAAUAAUGGUGCGUCCUCGGUUGUACGACGUAAAAUGGAGCGAAGUAAUUCCACAAAGGAUCGAAAAGAAAUAUUUUGCAUUGAAGCCAUUCUUCAAAAUCAUGCACGAAAAUUAUUACAAAAACACAAACUCAUUGAAUUAGGCUAUAUGAGUGCGUUCCUGGAUUUUCAUUUGGUAUCGUGGCUAUCGCAAGAAGUGGACCGUUCGGCUAGGCUUGAUGACUAUGUGGAUGCACUUAAUUGUUUGCAUGAAGAGUUGAAACUACGUGCAGCUAUUUUGCAUCCAACAUCGGAAGAAUCUGAAUUGCCAUUCGCAACCGAUUAUACGCAAUUGAAAAAGCAAUUCACAGUCGAUAAUCCACAGUUGUUUCGGUUGCAUCCCUCCAGCCAUACUUCUGAGUCGGGCUAUUUCAGCUUAGCUCUGAUGGACACACCAACAAGUGUGAAUAAUGGAAACGGGUUGCAAAACAAUAUUACCGCUAUAAAGGAACAUGAAGAACUAAGAUAUCCGAUUCCACAGUUAGCCGACUACCUAAAAUCGCGUUCAAAUUCGCAGGCAUCGUUCGAUAAUUCUCGGUACCGCCCAUCCUUUGCUUUACAUGAUGACUUGCCAAAUGUGUACUCGUUAAAUUUUGAAAAUUCUUCGACAAGCGAUACCAGCUUCAAAAUACUGUCAGAAAAAUUGAGUAUUAAAAUACGCUAUUUGCUGCAACUCUUUAUUGAGGCGAACUGUACCGAUUAUGCAUUAGUCUUGUCAAUUUUGCUGCAAGACGCAGCUUCCAUUGGUCGAAUUAUCAACGUCAUGAUUCGUUCAGAAUCACUUACAACUUGUCAGCGAAUAGGUGCUGCUCUUAAACGUUUAACACAUUGGUCGUUUGAUCGAGAAUGUGUCUACCGUCCGUUUAUGAUUUCUCUCCAACCGCAUAUUUAUCAUCUCGAUCAGUACAUAAGCUCUACAACCAGCAAAUUGUCCAUGCAUCACCGCGAUGAAGAUGGAGAUACGUCAUUAGGUAUCCUUCCCGAAAAAAAGGUGGAUAGUUCAAAUAAUAUUGCGCAAAGCAUUCAUAUCACAAAUGAUAAUCCGACCUGGGACUUAGAAAAUAUUGUUUCUGAGGAUUCAUGUAAUCGACAGUCUAGCAUUGGCUCAUGCGGAAGUGCAAACAUAAAUAACAACAAUCCGAAACGGUUGUUGAAAGAUCACUCAAGUCGUAAUGAAACAUGUCAAGUCAUGUAACUCAAAUUGCUUUUCCGAAGGUUGUAAAUUAUGUAUAUGUGUUUCGUACAAUAUUUACUGAAACUACUUUUUUUGGGAGUAUAAAACAUCUUACAGUUUCCUAAGUAAAAACUAUCAGCUGAUUUCCAAAAAAUGCUGACAGCUGAGAUGACCUGUUUUUUGGCAUUUGCUCUUGUCUUUUACAAUUUCUUUCAUUUCUAUUAUAAUUUCUUCAAUUUCUAUUACAAUA
This is a messenger RNA of Rhagoletis pomonella (apple maggot), 4779 nucleotides long. It is a transcript of the gene Rich, whose product is annotated as guanine nucleotide exchange factor subunit Rich. Lineage: Eukaryota; Metazoa; Arthropoda; Insecta; Diptera; Tephritidae. The coding region runs from base 117 to 4550 and encodes 1477 amino acids. Gene Ontology annotation, molecular function: protein binding. The transcript has 3 exons. Gene Ontology annotation, biological process: intracellular protein transport; regulation of GTPase activity; retrograde transport, endosome to Golgi. Gene Ontology annotation, cellular component: cytosol; Golgi membrane; Ric1-Rgp1 guanyl-nucleotide exchange factor complex. The record is from RefSeq and is a predicted model, not a curated record.